AUGCUUUUAGAACAUGUAAAAGCAGUAUCUUACUAUACAUAGAGAAAAAUUUUGAACUUUUAUUAAUGUCUACUUGUAUUAAUUUAUUCUAUAUUCCUUGGUUGCUUAAAAAAAAUUCAAUAUUAUGUUACACCAAACCCCUUUUAGGAAUUCUUGUUGAUUUCUAAGAAAUUUCUAUACUUUUUCCUACAUAGACUUAAAGACUUUGUUUUGUUCACACUUAUUUAGUCAACUUUAUCAUUUCUUUAUAUCUACAUGAAUCUUGAAAUGCAUUGGCACCAAAACCAUCAACAUUGUAAGAAAAUAAUUCAUAAUUGAAUGGCAUAUACCUUCAUAGAUGAUGAAGCAUCUUCAUCUUCAUCUUCUUCUUGUUGGAGUAACCAUGUUUUCUUGAGUUUUAGAGGCGAAGAUACUCGCCGAGGUUUCACCGAUCAUCUUUUUGCUUCAUUGGAAAGAAAAGGUAUCAAAACAUUUAAGGAUGAUUAUGAUCUUAAUAAGGGAGAAAAGAUAUCAAAUGAACUCAAUAAAGCCAUUGAAGAAUCUAUGUUUGCUAUCAUCAUUCUCUCACCAAACUAUGCUUCUUCAACAUGGUGUUUAGAUGAGCUACAAAAGAUUGUUGAAUGCAACAAAAGUUUUGGUCAAGCUGUUUUUCCAAUCUUCUAUGGUGUUGAUCCUUCUGAUGUUAGGAAUCAGAGAGGAAGCUUUGAUGAAGCUUUUAGAAAACAUGAAGAAAAAUUCAGAAAUGAUAGAAUGAAAGUGGAAAGGUGGAGAGAUGCUUUGAGAGAAGUUGCUAGUUACUCUGGCUGGGACUCCAAGGACAGGCAUGAGGCUUCCUUGGUGGAUACAGUAGUUGAACAUAUUCAGAAAAAAUUGAUUCCAAGAUUGAAGGUUAAAGAUAACCUUGUUGGAAUGGAUUCGCGGAUAAAGGAAGUAUAUUCGCUACUAGGAAUGGGAUUAAACGACGUUCGCUUCAUAGGCAUAUGGGGCAUGGGCGGCAUAGGAAAGACAACUGUUGCUAGAGAACUGUUUGAAACGAUCAAAGACAAAUUCAAGGUUAGUUGCUUUCUUGCAGACAUUAGAGAAACAGUUUCUAAGAUAAAUGGCUUAGUUCACAUCCAAAGUGAACUUCUUUCUCAUCUCGAUAUAAGAAGCAACGAUUUUUAUAACGUUUAUGAUGGAAAAAAGAUAUUAGCAAACUCCUUAAGAAACAAAAAGGUUCUUCUUGUUCUUGAUGAUGUAAGUGAAUUAAGCCAACUGGAGAAUUUAGCCGGGAAGCAAGAAUGGUUUGGUCCAGGAAGUAGAGUAAUAAUCACAAGUAGAGAUAAGCACUUAUUAAUAACACAUGGAGUGAAUGAAACUUAUAAGGCUCAAGGCUUAGUUAAAAAAGAAGCACUUAAGCUCUUUUGUUUGAAAGCAUUUAAAGAAAAUCAUCCUAAAGAAGAGUAUUUGAGUUUGUGUCAAGAAGUGGUUGAAUAUGUAAAAGGUCUUCCAUUAGCACUUGAUGUAUUGGGUUCACAUCUUUAUGGAAGAACUGUUGAGGUUUGGCAUAGUGCUUUAGAACAAAUAAGAAGUGUUCCUCAUUCCAAAAUCCAUGGUACAUUGAAAAUAAGCUAUGAUAGCUUACAAUCUAUGGAGAAAAAUAUGUUUCUAGAUAUUGCAUGUUUCUUCAAAGGAAUGGACAAAAAUGCAGUAAUAGAAAUAUUAGAAGAUUGUGGUGAUUAUCCAAAAAUUGGAAUUGAUAUUUUGAUUGAAAGAUCUUUGGUAACUUUUGAAAGAGGGAACAAUAAGUUGUGGAUGCAUGAUUUGCUUCAAGAAAUGGGAAGGAAUAUUGUGUUACAAGAAUCUCCGAAUGAUCCUGGAAAACGCAGUAGGUUAUGGUCUCAAAAAGACAUUGAUCAAGUAUUGAGAAAAAAUAAGGGAACUGAUAAAAUUCAAGGCAUAGCUAUGGACUUAGUUGAACCAUAUGAAGCAAGUUGGAACUAUGAAGCCUUCUCCAAAAUAAGUCAGCUAAGAUUUCUCAAAUUAUGUGAAAUAAAACUUCCCCUUGGCCUCAAUUGCUUGCCUAGUUCACUAAAAGUUCUUGAUUGGAGAGGUUGUCCUUUGAAAACUCUGCCACUCAAUAAUCAUUUGGAUGAAAUUGUUGAUCUCAAAUUGUCUCAUAGCAAAAUAGAACAACUUUGGCAUGGAACACAGUUUCUUGAAAAUCUGAAUUCCAUCAACUUGAGCUUUUCGAUGUCUCUAAAGCGAUCGCCGGACUUUGUUGGUGUUCCAAAUCUUGAAUCAUUGGUUCUUGAUGGUUGUACAAGCUUAACUGAGAUUCAUCCCUCCCUUUUAAGCCACAAGAAACUUGUUCUAUUGAAUUUGAAAGGUUGCAAAAAGCUCAAAACUCUUCCAUGUAAAAUAGAGAUGAGUUCCGUGAAGGUUUUACUUCUUUCUGGUUGCUGUGAAUUUAAACAUCUUCCGGAGUUCAAUGAAAGCAUGAAAAAUCUAUCACAGCUUUAUUUAGAAGAGACUGCUAUAACAAAACUACCAUCUUCACUUGGAUUUCUUGAAUCUCUUACUCUUUUGGAUUUAGAAAAUUGCAAGAAUCUUGUUUGUCUUCCAGAUACAAUAUGUGAGUUGAAGUCCCUCUUAACUCUAAAUGUUUCUGGCUGCUCGAAAAUCCGUAGUUUUCCAGAAGGUCUAAAAGAAAUCAAGUCUUUAGAGGAACUUUUGGCAAAUGAAACUGCUAUUGAAGAACUACCUUCAUCGGUUUUUUAUCUUGAAAACCUCAAAGUAAUAUCAUUUUCUGGAUGCAAAGGAGUAGUUUCCAAGUCAGUGAAUACAUUUUUUCUACCCUUUUCACAGCUACUAGGUAGUCCACAAGAACCUACUGGAUUUAGAUUGCCACCUAAGUUAUAUCUACCCUCUUUGGUGAAAUUAAAUUUAAGUUAUUGCAAUCUAUCUGAAAAAUCAAUGCCAAAAGAUUUUGCCAACUUAUCUUCCUUGAUUGCUUUGAAUCUCGACGGAAACAAUUUUGUUAGUACACCAAGUUGCAUUUCACAACUUCCAAAGCUUGAAUAUCUUGGCCUAAACUGCUGUGAAAUGCUUCAGACGUUGUCAGAGUUUCAAUCAAGUAUGAGGUUAUUGGAUGCAAGUAAUUGUGGUUCGUUUGAAACUUCCAAAUCCAAUCUAUCUAGACCAUGCAGUCUCUUUGCUACGCGUCCACAACGACACUCACAUUUACCAAUAGUACUGGAGAGCUUUCUGAAGGCACAUGAACUUGGUCUACCUAAAGCAAGAUUUGACAUGCUUAUCACAGGGAGUGAAAUUCCUUCAUGGUUUACACCUUCAAAAUAUGUUAGUUGGACACAUAUGCCAGUCCCUCAUGAGUAUCCUCCAACUGAAUGGGUAGGACUUGCUUUGUGUUUUAUGUUGAUUAGUUUUUAUAAUCAACCUGAGUUGUGUGAUCAUGAAGUAACUUGUUACUUGUUUGGACCCAACGGUAAGUUGUUUAUCAAAAGCCGGCAUUUAUCUCCUAUGGAACCCUAUGUCCCUCACCUUUAUAUUCUCUAUCUGUCCAUCGAAGAAUGUCGUGAGAGAUUUUGUGAAGGUGGUGACUGCAGUCAAAUUGAAUUUGUCUUGAAAACUUACUGUUGUGAUGCAUUGCAAGUAAAAAGGUGCGGUUCUCGCUUGGUAUGCAAGCAAGAUGUUGAAGAUGUUUACAAAAAUUAUUGCUAGAUUCUUUUAAUAAUUUGUGAGCCUUAUUGCAUGUACUUCAUAAACUUAUAAUUCUCCAUUUCGUAUUCGUUUUAUUUUGUCUUUGUUGAGAGGAUUGAUACUUUAUGAGAAGCAAGAUAUUAAACUUCACUCAUA
Messenger RNA from Trifolium pratense (red clover), 3855 nucleotides. RefSeq names its product TMV resistance protein N-like. Gene Ontology annotation, biological process: defense response; signal transduction. The transcript is spliced from 5 exons. Gene Ontology annotation, molecular function: ADP binding. The record is from RefSeq and is a predicted model, not a curated record. Bases 319 to 3720 code for a protein of 1133 amino acids. NCBI's taxonomy places the organism in Eukaryota, Viridiplantae, Streptophyta, Magnoliopsida, Fabales, Fabaceae.